Molecule: messenger RNA, 854 nt
Organism: Triticum urartu
Lineage: Eukaryota; Viridiplantae; Streptophyta; Magnoliopsida; Poales; Poaceae
Product: protein RGF1 INDUCIBLE TRANSCRIPTION FACTOR 1-like
Source: RefSeq, a predicted model, not a curated record
GCAACGUCGUCGUCAAUGGGAAUGCUGUUCGGCCAGCAGGCAGGGCGGCGCACCCCGGUGUGGCUGGGGCCGCUGCUCGGCGCGGAGUUCUUCAAGCGGUGCGCCGAUCACCCCUAUCUGGUCAAGAACGAGUGCAACCAUUACUGCCUCGACUGCGCGGGCGAGGACGACGCCGUCUGCUGCACCCUGUGCGUCUCCGGCCACCGCAACCACCACGUCGUCCAGAUACGGAAGUCGUCGUACCGCGAAGUGAUCCGGGUGGCGGAGCUGAAGGCGGUGGCUGACAUCUCCCUGGUGCAGACGUACGUCAUCAACUACGACAGGGUGGUGUUUCUGAACCGGCGGCCGCAGGCGCCGCAGCACGGCGUCAAGUGCGUCGGCCCUGCCGGGGCGUGCCGGGAGUGCGGCCGGGGACUCGUGGACGCCAACUUCCGUUUCUGCUCACUGAGCUGCAAGCUUGAUGGAAUGGUGUCAAAUCCCAAUUUGACAUUCAUGAUUGAUCCGAGGCGCAACCGGGGAAAUUCAGGCUCAAACACAGAAGAUGAAGGCGAGGCCGAUGAUCUGCAGGGGCCUAGCGACCCUCCGUCGGGAUGGAUCAGCUACCGCCGCCGGCACCGGAAGGGUGUCCCUGAACGGGCACCCUUCUAUUGAUCUUGGUUGUUUUUGGUCAGUUGUCACCAAUUUUGACAAUGUUUUCAUUUCUGCGUCAUUUCAAGAACAACAACGUUUUUCAUUACAGAAGUGUUGAUCUUUUCCCUCUCAUGGUCUAGAGAUGGGAAAAGACUGAUAUUUCCAUUGGUUCAAUAAUGGUGAGGUAGCUGCCUCAAAGAUACAUUAUGCAAGUUGUAUGCCAG